UACUAAUAAAAAUAUGAAAUCAAUAAAAUUUGGCAUUUGCUCUUUAGUACUUAAUACUGUAUUUACGAGUGUCUACUUUAACAGUUUAAUAAUUGUCUAAGUUAACAUUAGGUAUUAUUAAUUAUUACAUUAUAGUUUAUAUUACUAAAAUAUUAAAUGUAUUCUAACGUUUUUAAUUUUCAUGUUUUUAUUCUGUUAAUAGUUAUAUUACCGUUUUAUUUUACUUGGGACAAUGGCUUGGAGAUCUAGCGGUCGGACUAAUAUUGAACUUGUAGAUAAUUUACUAGGUGAGUCAUUUUAUUAUUAUAAUAAUAUUAUUUCGUGAAAAGAACUUAGAUGUAACCAGGCGUGGAGUGUUGAAGUUAGUGGGCCACUAUGCAUUUUUUUUUUUGAAUUUGUUGAAUUUGUUGUGUUUGUAAUAGUUUUAAGCCAUGCGAUUAAUAAAUAAUAGUGGCCCACAAAAAUUUAUUUUUGUUUUUAAUUAAAUGUUUGCUUUAAAGUAGGUACCUACUUAUUAAUUAAUAAUAUGGAAAAAAGUAACUUCUAAUUAUAUAGGGAGCAACUAAUAACUCUAACUUAUAAGUAAGUUAAUUUAUUCUACAAGUACCUCACUACCUACUUACCCAACUAGUUACUUUUUUCAUCAUGCAACUUAUAACUUGAUUUGUUUCUAUAAAAACUUAAGUCAGGAACUUCAACUUACUCAGUUAGUUUCUUUGAGAAAUUUGCCCAGCUUUGAUUUUAAGAGCAUUUGGGUUGUGUUUUAUUUUUUGAAAUAUUCAUAUCAUAUUUGUACUUACAUAUUUAUUAAUACAAGAAAAUAGUACUUAAUAUAUUGCAUUAUUAACUAUUUGUGUAUUAAAUUAAUUAUCCAAACUUUUAUUUAAUACAUUUAUUAUUGGCCUAUUAGUUGGUUUAUUGGGGGCAAUGCUACAAUAAAAUUUGUAUGUAGGUACUAAUGUAGGUAGGUAUACAAUAAUACAAAAUUCACGUACUUAUAUUUAUUUAGUAUUUAAAUUUAAAACUAAAUGGGAUACACAAAUGCAUAUUGAUCUAUCAUUAGGUGGGGUGAACUAGGUUACAAUACAUUAAGCUCUGUAAAUAGUGCAAACAAAUAAAAUGAUCUGUUAUAAACUGAUUAUAAUUAUUAAACCUUUGGUAUAUUUUUAACUGUGUUGGGAGAGUGUGAGAUAUUGGCUUGCUCCUACCUAGCUGACUUUGUAGUAUUUGAUUAUUCAAUAAAUAAUGGCAGCUUGAAAUAGUGUUAACAAUGAAACAAUGUUCACACAGAUUCCUAGUUGCUUCCAGUUCAAAUGAGAAAAAAAAAAGGUAUAGCCUAUUCAUAUGGGACUUAUGUAAUUAAAAUCUAUAAAAAGCGCUUAAAACAUUUUUGCUUUUUCAAAUAUUUUUCAAGAAUUAUUUGAUGUUUUUAAGAGCUUUAUUGUGGAUUUUAAGUGUUGGUACUUAUGAUCAAAGUUUGAAGAAUGAGCUGAUCAGUUUUUCAUGGUACGAACUAUGUACACAAGAAGAGAUUUUCCAAAGGAAUGUCAUGACUGAGCAUUAGAAUAGUUGUAAUAGGGACUUUAAUUCUCAUACCUAUCUCGAAAAGAUAAAAAAGUAUAAGGUAAUUAUAUAUUUUUAUUUUACAGCACACAAGAUUAUUAAAAGUAAUAAAGUUGAAAAAGUAAUGAAAGCUGUUGACAGAGGUAAUUAUAUAUCUACAUUACCAUACAGUGAUUCACCCCAAAGCAUUGGUUACGGAGUCACAAUUAGUGCACCUCAUAUGGUAAGUAGAUAUUAGAAUAUUUAAUUUUAAUUUAAAUAUUGAAAAUAAUACACCAGUAAGAUUGAUGAUAAUGCCUUACUGUAACAAACAUUCAAUAUAAUACAUGAAAUUAUGUUACCUAUUAUCAUUUUUAUUUUCUUAUUUAAAUAAAGGAACGGGAUUAAAUAUAGUUCUCAUCGUGUCGUGUAGCUCUGUUUUAUUUUUGAAAUCUAUAUAUGAGAUUUUUUGUUAAUUGUAAAAACAAACAAUGUAGAAUCACAAAAAUGUCAUACAACAUCUCAACACCUUAAUAUUUUAUAUCUAAAAUAUUAAAAUGUAAAAUAGUUCUACAUAAUUUAUUUAAAAAAACAGAACAUUAUUUAUAUUUUUUAGAUUCUGAGCGAGAUCUAUUGAUAUUACUAUGAUGUGUGUUCCUUUUGCUGUCUGUAAACAACUUGUCUCAAUUGAAAAAUGACAAAAUAUCUUUUUUGUUUAUUUUUGGAAUUAAUUUUCGCAUUUAGAGAGAUCAUUUUUUUAAUUUUACAAUUAAAAAAAUAGUAACGUCACGUUACAGAUCUAGUUGACGAUGAUAUAAUACAUUCUUUGUAGUUUUUCUAAUAAUUCAAACCAGAAAAAAAUGUAUUAAGAACAGGAAAUGGUUUCAUUAUUUUCAAAUUUAUUUGUUGAUUGUAAUUCAGUUGAAAAUAUUCAUAGAGGCUUGAAAUUUUGGCAGAAAACUUAUAUUUGCCGUUUAUAGAAGUGGUAACAUUUUAAAAAUAUUUAUAAGCUAUUUAUACGCAUUUAAAAUUUUAAAAGUUCUUUGGUAGGUAUUAUCUGGAUAAAAUUGUUUGACCAAACAGAAAUGUUUGAAAAAGUUGACUGUAAUAUAGUAGUUUUUUUUUUAAUCAUUUUAUAAAGAAAAAUGCUGAUAAAAAUCGUGACUACUACAAUAUUUCAAAACAUGUAUAGGUAUUUGAACUUAGUUUAUUGUUGCCUACUAAUAUAAAUUAAAUAAUUUAAUGAAUCCUACCUUUCCAACUUUCCACCUAUUUUAAUUUGAUAGGCCAUGGUUAUUAUCCCAAUUUUCCACCUAUAAUAGUGGUGCAACUAUCAGCAAGAUCAGCCUUUUUUUUAAAAAUAUUUUUAAAUUAAAAAAUAGAUAUCUUCUUAAUUAUUUAGUAUUUAAUUUAUUAUUACUAUCAAAAAAAUACAAGGUGAUUCAUUUAAUUAGGAACACUCAUUAUUUUGGAAAGUAUUACAUUUUUUCACAAUUUUAGUAACAAGCAGCUCUACAAUGUUAUAUUUCCAUUAUUUUUAUCACCCUUAUUUUUGGAUUUUUCAAUAGAAAUUGGCAUUUGAAAGUCAAAAGUGGGUUCACCCUUAAAAAUAAGGAUGGAAAAAAUAAUGGGAAUGUAACAUUUUUGAGCUUAUUGUUUCUUAUAUUGUCAAAAAAAAAAAUACUUUCCAAGAUAAUGAGUGUAUCCAUUUAAAUUGUUCACCUUGUACAAUAUCAAAUUAUAUUUUUGUUAUUUAUUUGACUUUUAUACAAUUUAAUAUUGUAUAUUUUAGCAUGCAUAUGCUUUGGAACUUUUAAAAGAUCAUUUAGUAUUUCAAGAACGAGCAUUAGAUAUUGGUUCUGGAUCUGGGUAUUUAACUGCUUGUAUGGCCAUAAUGAUAGGGGAGAAUGGUAAAGCUGUUGGAAUUGAUCAUAUUCCUGAACUUGUUGAAAAAUCUAUACAAAAUGUUAGACAAGAUCACCCAGAACUCUUGAAUUCCGAAAGAGUCAUCUUUGAAAGUAAUAAUUGCGACACAUUAUUUUAAGUAGUUAUUUAUUAAUUAAAAAGAGUAUUUUACUUUUGCAGUUGGAGAUGGGCGAUUAGGUUUAGAUAAAUAUGCACCAUAUAAUGCAAUACAUGUUGGAGCAGCAGUAGAAAAAAUUCCAAAAACGGUAAUUUUAUACUUCAAUAAUAAUAUUUACAAAACGUAAUUCAUAUUUAGUUCUAACAAGUGGAUAUCUAAAACAUUACAGACCACUUGAUUGUUUUAAUAAAUGUAUGACUUAAUUUGUCUUGUUCGCAUUCAAAAUUUUAGAGCAAAUAAUUUUAGAAAUGUGAACAUUGUUUUGGUAUUAAAAAUGUAUGUUUACAGACCCUAAACUAUACAUUUCUAAUAAAGUUAACAUUUAGUAUGUCAUUCAUAUGAAUAUAUUAAAGUUGAAUGUUAUAAUUAAACAUAUAUUUAUCAUAAUUUUAACAUUUUUUACUAAUAAACAUUAUAAAAUAAAUUUAAUUGCAAAAAUUAUUUUUUGAUAAUAGUGUAACACAUUACUUGUAUUUUGCAAUACUGCCUUAAUCUUACUAAGAAAUUAAUUUUUCAACACGGCUUCCCAAACAGUCUUUUAAACCUAUGUUUAAUACAUCAUAAGGACACGUUAGAUUUAGUGCAAUUAUUUUUGUGUAGAUGACAAUGUGUUUAUUUUUAUUUUUUUUCUAGUACAACCAUAUUCUUUUUACAACCCUUGACUAGUCACUUUACGUCCAAACCAUCCUCUAACACACUACGAUAUGCUCUUUAUUGACUCUAUUUUGUGUCACAUGACAACUUAAAAAUCAAAGAUGGUCAGAUCAAUUUUUUUUUAUUUUUCAAAGUUUAAAAAAUGAGUAAAGGACACAUAAAUUAUUUUUAUUAGAGCGAUACGUGCGUAAUGCGUAUUAAAGAUCAUGUGUAUUAUCGUGACCUAUCGACCCCAAAGUAUGUAAUAAUACAACUAAAAAAAAACCUCAUUCAACUGCGUUGUCGUCGUCAAGAAAUUGUAUGUGCAGAUUUUGUUUCCGGUUGCAUAUAUGCAACGAAUAUAUGCACACAAGUAUAACAGGAUUUCUACUCCUUUUUUUACUCCCAAGAUCUCGAAUCAUUGAAAUCUUCUACCGCGAUAUACGUCUUGUAAAUCUUAUUCAAAUUGUUCCCGAGAAAAUGCCGAGUGUUUCCCGAAAUUCCAAUGCCCAUAUCAAUAUCAAUAUAUCAAUAAGCAACAGUCACAGAUAUGCGAAAACAUGGAACAUAUUUGAAAUUAAUAAACAAAAGUAGUUUUUGAUUGUAGUAUAUUAUCAGAUAAUUAUUCAAGGUGUAAUGAAAUAAUGCACGGAUUAAUAAGUAUACGAUUUAUUACAAGUUCUUACUUCCUUCCUACCUUACCCAAAUUCCAAACCUUAUAUAGGUUAACCUAGUACCUUAAGUGGUUAAAAACCACGUCGCAUAUACAUCAAGAUAUGUAUAGGUGUUAAAAGACAAAAAUCACUUUGGGUUAGUCGCAUUUUGAUGUACAAAUGUCGAUAAUCUUGUCUAUUGUGGUCAUGUAUCGUCAAUUCGUCGACAUUAUUAAUUUCAAAUUUUAAUAUUAGAUCAGGUCAUGUUUGAUUCGAGGUCAUUUUUCUCAUCAGACUGAGAAAAUCGAUUUUCGCUUUGCGAGUGCGAAAUAAAGAAUUAAGGACACAAUUAUAAACUAUAUUAUUUAUAGCGUAAAUGAAAUUCUUGAAACGACCGGUAAAAAAUCCCAACGGAAUUCACUUAACAUUUUCAUAUAGCUAACCACUGGUUCGUGAUAAAAAAUAAAAUAAAAUCGUGUCUGCGGCGAGGGUGUGGCAUGACGCAGACGUCCGUCGAUCCACAAAACCACAUUCCCGGUGGAAUGAUUUAUAUAUAUAUAUAUAUUUAUAAAUAAAAAAAUCGGAGAAAAUAAAUCCGUUCCCCGGGAAAUUUUUUAACGUGUUUAUUUCAGUUUUACGUCGUCCUCGUUUCGUUAGGUGAUUUUUUCGCUUCCGGAACCAACACACUUAUUUUAACGCGCAAAAGAAAAAAUGCGAUGACGUUAAAACAAUAACAAAAAGAUCAUUUGUACGAAUGUACCUUUGAAUAAAAAUAUAGUCCGUUAGAGGAUAAAAAUAAAAAUAAAACAACUACAAUUUUUUGACGUUUUCUAAAGAUUUGCGAUUUUUGUCUAGUGAUCUCAAACAGUUUUAUUUCCCUGUUUAGUCAUUACACAAUGCUUGAGUUGGGGAACAAAUAAGGGACGGUUGUUGGUUCUAGUUUAGAAAAAAUCGUUAAUUUGUUCCAUACUUCGGCUCCUAAAUUUACAUUCCUAAGUUAAUUUCACGCUAAAAUCGAAGAAAAAAUAUGUUCACCAGCGUUCAACUAUAGUUAACAAAUUGAAAAAUGUCGUCUCCUGAUAGAGUUUUUGGAUUGAUUUACUUCAAUCCAGUUUUUCUCUGAAACUUUCGUCCGUGUUCUGAAAAACCUCGAAGAUCUUUUGUCAUUUUUACUAAGUCUUUACAUCUUUCUCGACCAUUUGUUCCUUCAGUUACUGUCGUAGCCAGGUUUUCCAAGUAUUUGUUUACCAUUUAUGGCGGGGUUUCCCUCUUGUUAUCUUUUGCUUGGUUUAUUAAGACCAUGUAUGAAUUAUUUUAUCUUAAUCCCUUGCUUGCCACACAUGACCAACCCACUCUAGUCUUUUAGUGUGUGUGGUGUAGUGUACUAUAUUAUAUUAUUAUCUUUCUUUAAAAUAUAUCUAUUUAUGUAUACAUUUUGUUUUGUUUAGUUACUUGAUCAGUUGAAAGUAGGUGGUCGACUUGUGUUGCCAGUUGGUCCACAAAAUGGUGAUCAAGUUUUGGAAGUAAUUGAUAAGGCAUUAGAUGGUUCAGUAUCUAGGAAGAAGUUAAUGGGUGUAGUUUAUGUUCCAUUAACAGAUGCAGAAUCUCAAAGAAAUAAAAUGAAAUAAAAUUAUCCGUGAAACUGCAGAUAUAAAAUUUGAUUUGAAAUAUAAUUUUAAUAUUUGCUUAAUAAAAAAAAUUGAUUAGGAGGUAUCAUUGUAUUAUUACAAAAUUGUUUAAACUUGUAUUUUUAUUUGUGUAUUUGAUUUAGUAUAAAACAACACAAUAGAAUUAAUUGUUUAGUAU
Cinara cedri is the source of this 6717-nucleotide messenger RNA. NCBI's taxonomy places the organism in Eukaryota, Metazoa, Arthropoda, Insecta, Hemiptera, Aphididae. The record is from the annotation of a GenBank genome assembly.